AAAGAUUUCGAUCAUGACUGGAAAAUUGUAAAAGAUUUAUACAAAAAUAGUACCUUUAAAUAUAUACAUGAUAAAGAAGCGUAUAAUGAUUUUAAAUUAGUGACAAGAGGAAAUUUUAGCAAUAAAGAAGUAACUAAAUAUGAUAUUUUAGGUAUCAGUACAUUGGAUUACCCAUGCGCUCCAAUAAUGGCAAAUCCUAAUUAUAGGAAAUGGUUUAAAAAAAAAAUACCUGAUUAUGGGAUUUUUACUGCUAUUAGCUUAAAAUUAUUAAGAGUACACCCAGAUAUUAGAAAUCAUGUAGAAAAUUUUGCAAGCAAUAAUUUUGGUGAUUAUAACAUAGGAAUACAUAUAAGAGAGAAAAAGCCACCUGCUGGUAUGAUACUACCUGUAGAACAUUAUUAUCACACAGUAAAAAUGUUAAUGUUAGGAAUUGAAAAAAAGGAUAUAUCCAUUUUCGUAGCUGCAGAUACUAAUGAUGGCCGCAAUAAAUUAGUAAAUUUACUUCGUGAAGAGUUUAAAUCUCGUAAUAAUUCUAUUAAGAUAGUUCAAUCGGAAGAUAAUAUGAAUAUGGCUAAUACUGUUAGUUUGAAUAUGGGUUCAGAAGUAGGCGCUCUUAUUGAUAUGAAGUUACUUAGUUUAUGUGAUGAUCUGGUGCUUUCAUAUUCAUCAUCAUUUGGUUUCACUGCUGCUGGAUGGUCGCAUAAAGCAUCACGUCAAAGAGGUCCAUUCGUCGUAAUGCCGAUAAAAGAUUCGCAAGAUGAUUUAACAGAAGUAGAUAAAGUUUGGGUGUGGGGUGCUACGUCAAGUGAACCGUGUAUGUACAUGAGCAAGUCGUUAAUUAAUAAUGAAGAUGAAAAAACUGUUCAAGUUUUUAAAAAACGUAUAUAUUAUCACGAUGGUGAAUGGUCGGGAAUGCAGAUACGAUUUAAGUAA
Cetraspora pellucida is the source of this 933-nucleotide messenger RNA. NCBI's taxonomy places the organism in Eukaryota, Fungi, Glomeromycota, Glomeromycetes, Diversisporales, Gigasporaceae. The record is from the annotation of a GenBank genome assembly.